Funneliformis geosporum is the source of this 423-nucleotide messenger RNA. Lineage: Eukaryota; Fungi; Glomeromycota; Glomeromycetes; Glomerales; Glomeraceae. The record is from the annotation of a GenBank genome assembly.
AUGGAAGAACUCAUACCUGAUAUUAAUUUGUUAAUCAAAUCUAAAAUUGUAAAUAAUACUAAUGAAAUUACACGAUUACUCAAGAAAAUUGACCAAAAGUUUUGGCAGAACCUUGUUAAUCAAGAAAAUGUGAUUACUUUACAAAUGGCUGAUCGCUGCUUGUCCAUUUUUAAGAUAUUUAAGGCUGCUAACAAGAUAGCAAAUAAAGAUUUAGUAACGAUUCAGAAAUUUAUAGCAUUAAAAGAUUUUUUAUUAAAAAAAAUAUUGCGAUCUAAUAAUGAUCCAACAGAUUUUUUCUUUCAUGUUGAUGAUUUUUACAAGUCACUUAAAAAUAUUCAAUGUAAUCAAGGCAAGAGCAUCAUAUUUCAAGCCCAAGAGGCAACGAAUAAUUUUGAAAAGAUUAUUAUAAUUAAGGAUGGAUAA